ACGUGGAGGUUUGGCACACGACCGACACACGCAGCGAGCGCUCGUUCGGUACACAACUCGCUUAAGAUCACUUUCAACCCCAACGCAAAAUGACGACUGCUAACUUCUGCAAUCAACCUCCAGACUAUGUCAGCAAAAUUUUAACGGAGAAACGAAAGGCGAAAAAACCCCUCAUGGAAAAGAUGAGAAGAGCAAGGAUUAAUGAUAGUCUAAACGAACUGAAAUCACUUAUUCUCGAGGCCUUAAAUAAGGACGCGUCACGAUACUCGAAAAUGGAAAAAGCUGAUGUGUUGGAAAUGACUGUUCAUUAUUUACGCGAGCUCAAAAGAAGGGAACAAAAACAGAAAGUUAUGGAUCCCACAGAGUACAGAGCAAGUUAUGUACAGUGUGCCGCAGAAUUCACAAGAAAAAUGACGUCGUCCCGUUGCCAAGGAAACAACACAAACACGCCGGCAGCCGCCAUGCCUGUGUAUAGUACGGAGACCCUUCGGUACUUGGCACCCUUACAACCUGUAAUGAUACCGUUCCCAUCGCCGCCACCUUCACCUCUUCACGUCUCACCGGUAUUAACUGGCUCUACAAGUCUGACACGAGAUAUUAGACCUGAAUCUCCUGUUUUAACCAGCAUGACAAGAGACACGAGAUUGAUUUCAUUGCAAGAACCCAAACUUGGAUCACCAGCACAAGGUGCAUUGCUUUGGAGACCUUGGUAAAUGAAAGAAAAACAACCUUGAGGACAAUGUCGAAAUCGCUAUAAAAUACAAAGUGUUUCUCGCAUUGGGUUGCUAUGUUAAUUAUCUAUUUUUGUACUGGUGUGAAUCAAAUAAUUAUGUAAAUAACGUUAUCAGAGAGUUUCGAAAGAACGUGUACAAAUGUAAAUAGAAAAAAAGUCAAAGUUUAUGGAAUAGAUACGCAUAUUUUUACAGCUGGAUUCAUGCGCUAUUAAUCCUGGACAAAACCGAAAGUCGGAACGUCGAGCAUGGAAAAGUGUUAAUAAUAAAGAAAACCAUUCACAUGAGCA
Molecule: messenger RNA, 1021 nt
Organism: Orbicella faveolata
Lineage: Eukaryota; Metazoa; Cnidaria; Anthozoa; Scleractinia; Merulinidae
Product: transcription factor HES-4-A-like
Molecular function (GO): protein dimerization activity
Source: RefSeq, a predicted model, not a curated record